UCCGUGUCAGUCUUUCCUUCUCUUCUGGCGGUGAAGCGUCGCCGCCACGAGCGACAGUCACUGUUGAAUCUCACGAGCAGCAGCAUCUGGAGAGAGAGCUCCUUCUUUCCCGGCCGCCAGGAAUCGUCGUCCACUAAGUCGUAUGGAGGCUUGGGCCUGCUCACAGCGGCAGCGGUAGCUGAUCACAGCCAAAGUAGUCACCAAAGCAGCAGCUCCAACGAGGAUGACAGAGGAGAUGAUCGGAGGAGCUCAAAGCGGAAGAAAGGAUAUCUCAACCAGGAUGACGAGGAUCAAGACGACGACGAUGGGGACGAAGACGACGAAGAAGAAGAAGCUGGCGGUGUCGAGGACGCUGAGUCGCUGGAAGAGCCGGAGGAUAAGUUGAGGCUGGUUUCGGGAGGAGCUGGGGCCGAUCAUGAGAGCGAGGGAAAUUUUUCCAGAGUUGUCUAUCCCCGGGGUCAUUGGCGGCCUGCCGAGGAUGAUAAGCUCAAGCAGCUGGUUGCUCUCCAUGGCCCCCAGAAUUGGAACGUAAUCGCGGAGAAUUUGCACGGGCGAUCAGGAAAGAGCUGCAGGCUUCGAUGGUUUAACCAGCUGGACCCGAGGAUCAACCGGCGCCCCUUCAGCGAAGAAGAAGAGGACCGGCUCAUGGCUGCCCAUCAAAUCCACGGCAACAAGUGGGCUCUCAUUGCCAGGCUCUUCCCAGGUAGAACUGACAACGCCGUCAAGAACCACUGGCACGUUAUAAUGGCGAGGAAGCUCCGGGAGAAGUCGAGGAGCUCGUCGAGCAGCAGCAGCAUCACUAGAGCUAGAAAGUCCCAAUUCCCGACGUCCCUGGCGCGCAGAACGUCUUCCAAAAAGGCCUUUCCCUCCGGCGGACAGACUGUGGCUCAGUCCCUCACUGCCUGGAUCCACAAGUACUCCAUCAUUGCCUCGUCUUCUUCAGCAGCAGAUAGCGGGUGCUACAACUUUGGUGGCAAUACUUCUCACGAUCACGGUGUCGACAACAGUUUCUAUCACCACCAGGCCGCGGCAAACAGGGAAUUCUCCAAGCUCAAAGGACUCCUCUCUCUGUGCCCUCCUCAAGUGGAUUCUUACAAGUAUCCAAAAGCCUUUCCUGGAGGUACAAACAGCUCGCUUAGUGCAACACCGACAAAAGGAAACAACUUACCAAAGAUACGUGCGUAUGCGGCAGAAAGGAGAGCAUGCCCACCGCUUUUAGCUGGAUUUGAAUUCCCUGACGUUCGGGAAGAAAUGGAGACUUCUAAUAGCAGUGUUUUCAUGAGCCAACAGCCGGAAGCAAGCGCUUACAAGCUCCAAGAUCGAAGUUUUUUCUCACAUAACGUAUCUUCCACCGCCAACUUCGUCCACGAUAGGAAAAGGAUUGCAAACUCUGACACCAGUGACCUGAGUACUGCGUUGCGGUUGGGAAGACAUUCCCUCGACCACCAGCAGCAACAGCACCAGCUUCAACAGCAGCACCAACAGCAGCACCAGCAACACCAGCAGCAGCAAGUUUCAGCAAUCCACAAACAACUCUGGAAUGCAAGAAGCACAAUCCAGCAUACUGUGUUGACAUAUACAAUCAUAAGGAAGAAGAUGAAGAAGAAGAAAAGGUAGCAGCCAGCACUCACUGCGAGGAAAAAGCUUUUGCGUUGGUCGUUGUCCAGAGGAUCAAAAUCGUCGCGAAAAAAAACUGUGAAGCCGGCCGAAUUUGCAUCUAGUAUCUGUAAAGUUGUCGGGGAACUCGCUGAUUCUCUUCCGCGAGAAUUAUCGAAAUAGAGUACUUUAAUCAAUCACCUGUUUGUAUA
This is a messenger RNA of Selaginella moellendorffii, 1808 nucleotides long. Its product is annotated as transcription factor MYB88. The annotation marks the transcript as partial. Gene Ontology annotation, molecular function: DNA-binding transcription factor activity, RNA polymerase II-specific; RNA polymerase II cis-regulatory region sequence-specific DNA binding. Gene Ontology annotation, biological process: regulation of DNA-templated transcription. Gene Ontology annotation, cellular component: nucleus. The record is from RefSeq and is a predicted model, not a curated record. The transcript has 4 exons. Lineage: Eukaryota; Viridiplantae; Streptophyta; Lycopodiopsida; Selaginellales; Selaginellaceae.